This is a messenger RNA of Cuscuta epithymum, 3492 nucleotides long. The record is from the annotation of a GenBank genome assembly. Lineage: Eukaryota; Viridiplantae; Streptophyta; Magnoliopsida; Solanales; Convolvulaceae.
CACCUGCUAAGAAAGGUAUAUGGGGAGGUGUGCGCAAGUACGGUAGAAAACAACUCGUGACAGUAAAAACCACGUGUGAUCCAGUUGGCACACCACUUACGUGUCUGCUGCCCGACCUUAUCCGGUUUCAUUUUACUUUUUUCUCGAAACAAUAAUAAAUCACAUACGGACUACGGAACAAUGUUUUUUCUGCUCCGUAGUUUUCUAUGAAAAAAUUGUUGGAUUUUCAGAGCAUUGACAGCAAGACAAGGAUGAAGACUUGUAGUGAGAGAGAGGGAAGCCCUAGAUAUUUCGGUCUGACUGGACUGUAGAGGAGAAUGCUUUUGGUAUUUUGACAAAAAACGGUUCGUAUAAUAUUGACAAGAUCUUUGUCUAACUGUACUUGAUUUUGCUGCAAAGAAACAGCUUAUUGGAUUUGGUUCACCUUGGUUUGACUGUUCUUUUGAUUUUGCUACAUAUAAGAAGAAGCCGUAUUUUUCAUUUUGUGGAGCUUGAAUCGUCUUCAUCUUAAUACAAAAAAACUCUGGUCAAGAUGAUGUCCAAAUCGUAUACCAACUUAUUAGAUCUAGCCUCCGGGAAUUUUCCUGCUAUGGGGAAAGAAAAGAGACGCCUUCCAAGGGUAAUGACGGUGGCUGGAGUGAUUUCUGAGCUGGAUGAUGAUCAAGCCAGUAGUGUUGCUUCCGAUGCUCCUUCGUCUCUAGCCGUUGAGCGUGUGAUAAUUGUAGCCAAUCAGCUCCCUGUAAAAGCCAAACGCAGGCCGGAUAAUAAGGGGUGGAGUUUUAGUUGGGAUGAUGAUUCUUUACAGUUGCACAUGAAAGACGGGUUGCCAGAUGAGAUGGAGGUUAUAUAUGUGGGUUCUUUAAGGGUCGAAGUUGAUCCGAAUGAGCAAGACGACGUUUCUCAGUUGCUCCUAGACAGGUUCAAAUGUGUCCCAGCUUUUCUUCCGCCAGACAUUUUGGGCAAGUACUACCAUGGGUUCUGCAAACAACAUUUGUGGCCCCACUUCCAUUACAUGCUCCCUUUCUCUGCCAGCCAUGGCGGUCGGUUUGACCGGUCAUGGUGGGAGGCCUAUGUAGCGGCUAAUAAGAUUUUCUCUCAAAAGGUCAUAGAGGUAAUUAACCCUGAGGAUGACUACAUUUGGAUCCACGACUACCAUCUCAUGGUUUUGCCAACCAUACUGCGUAGGCGUUUCAACCGGUUAAGGAUGGGGUUUUUCCUGCACAGCCCGUUCCCGUCAUCAGAGAUUUACCGCACACUACCCGUCCGGGAGGAAAUUCUGAAAGCACUGUUGAACUCUGAUCUGAUCGGCUUCCAUACGUUUGACUACGCCCGCCACUUCCUCUCUUGUUGCAGCCGGAUGUUAGGUUUGGAGUAUCAGUCCAAACGAGGGUAUAUCGGGUUAGAGUACUACGGCCGGACCAUCGGGAUCAAAAUCAUGCCCGUGGGCAUCCACAUGGGUCAGUUUGAAUCCGUGUUACAGCUCCCGGAUAAAGAAUGGAGGGUAGAGGAGCUGAAACAACAGUUUGAGGGUAAGACGGUCAUUCUGGGUGUCGAUGAUAUGGAUAUUUUUAAAGGGAUCGAUCUGAAACUUUUGGCAAUGGAACAGAUGCUAUUGCAGCACCCAAAGUGGCAGGGAAGAGCGGUUUUAGUACAAAUCGUCAACCCCGCCCGGGGGAAGGGGAAGGAUCUUGAGGAAAUACAAGAAGAAAUAAAAACAAGUGUGAAAAGAAUCAAUGAGCGGUUUAGCCGGCCCGGGUAUCAACCGGUUGUAUUCAUAGACCGGUCUGUUUCUCUUAGUGAACGGGUCGCCUACUAUACCAUUGCGGAGUGUGUGGCAGUUACAGCCGUGAGGGACGGUUUGAAUCUCACUCCGUACGAAUACAUUGUCUGUAGACAAGGAGGAGCCCCAAAGAAGAGUAUGUUAGUGGUGUCUGAGUUCAUUGGGUGUUCGCCGUCCCUUAGUGGGGCGUUAAGGGUCAACCCAUGGAAUGUCGAAGCUACAGCCGAAGCGUUGAACGAUGCGAUCUCAAUGACCGAUGUGGAGAAGCAGCUGCGUCAUGAGAAGCAUUACAAGUACGUCAGCACGCACGAUGUGGCGUAUUGGUCUAGAAGCUUCUUCCAGGAUCUGGAGAGGAGUUGCAAAGACCAUUUCAGGCAACGGUGUUGGGGAAUCGGUCUGAGUUUUGGGUUCAGGGUGGUGGCGCUCGACCCAAAUUUCAGGAAGCUGUCGGUCGACGCGAUUGCUUCCUCUUACUCGAGAGCAAAAAACAGAGCUAUUUUGUUGGACUAUGAUGGGACGGUCAUGCCUCAAACCACCAUCAAUAAAGUUCCUAGUCAACAAAUCAUAUCAGUGAUUAGUGCAUUGUGCGAAGAUGCUAAGAAUACUGUGUUCCUUGUGAGUGGAAGAGGAAGGGAUAGUUUGGGGCACUGGUUUUCAGAUUGCAAGAAACUGGGCAUUGCCGCAGAGCAUGGAUACUUUUUGAGGUGGACAGGUGAUGAAGGGUGGGAAACUUGUGGGCAAAACACAGAUUACGGGUGGAAACAGAUAGCAGAACCUGUAAUGAAAUUAUAUACGGAAUCUACCGAUGGUUCUUCAAUUGAGACGAAAGAGAGUGCUCUGGUUUGGCAUUACAGUGAUGCAGAUCUUGGUUUCGGGUCCAGCCAAGCAAAGGAGAUGUUAGACCAUCUUGAAAGUGUUCUUGCAAAUGAACCUGUUGAAGUUAAGAGUGGGCAAUUCAUUGUUGAAGUCAAACCUCAGGGUGUGAGUAAAGGUCUUGUUGCAGAGAAGAUAUUCAGAUGUAUGGCUGAGGGUGGGCAGAAGGCUGAUUUCGUGCUGUGCGUAGGGGAUGACAGGUCUGACGAGGACAUGUUUGAGGCGAUAGGGGCUGCCCUGGAAGGGGGCAUUCUCUCCUUUAAUUCCUCUGUCUAUGCUUGCACAGUUGGCCAGAAACCAAGCAAAGCCAAGUAUUAUGUCGACGACACGGCAGAGGUCAUUAAUGUUCUUGAAGCUCUUGCCCAGGAGUCCGGUCCCGUCACACAUUCUCCAGAAGUUUCCCCCCAAAGUCGUUUGACGUAGUAGCCACUCACCAUUGCUUUCCUAGCUCUCUCACUCAAUAUCCUAAAUACCAAACCGAUCUGAAUCUCUCUGCAAACGGAAUCGUAUGGUUAGUUGGAACAUUGGUUCUGUAAGCAUGCAUAGGAAGCAUGAAAGUGUAUACAAUUUCUCUGUUCAUUUAUUUAUUUAUCUAGGAAAGGAAAUGAGAUUUUGUCUCUUUUUUCGGGGGGUUAGGACUGAUUCUUGGAUGGAUUCCGUUGUACAGAAAUCUUUCUUGUUUCUAUUCAUUGUGUUCCAAUGCUUCAAAAGUUUCUGGACGUCACAAUAAGAUAAUUUGGGUUAAAGGAUACACGGCAUACUCUAGCAUUUUUAGAGGCCUAGUAAAAUAGUACUUAGUAUUGAGAUGAUUUUUUCUUGAAUUAUUACUUCCUCUGCCA